UGUGUGUUUAACUGACAUUUUAUAAAUGUAAACCUCAUGAUUUAAUGGAAUUUUGCUGUCUUUUUAAAAUGAAAAAAAGUCUGCGUUUUUAACAUUCUGUAAGGGACAGUUACAGGCUCUUUAAUGCACGUUGUACCCUGUCAUAUUGGUUUCCAUUUCAUUAUGAGUUGCUUUCCUUUUCUGAGAACAGAAGAUUGCUCUCUUAACAGUGUUGGAUCCUGCUGGACUGACCUUUUGCCCAUUUAGUUCGGGUUUCAGAGAGUGUUGAAAAUUUGUGCAUGUGUUGCAACAGUUUUCAAGUUUUGGGUCAAUCUCACAAACUUUAUACCAGAGAGCAGAGGUUAAGAUGGAGGAAUAAACAGCAUUCUUGACAUCUGACUCAGACGAAAAGCAAGUUUAUCCAAAAAAAACAAACAGCUGUUGCAACAUGAUGAAACUUGCAAUCAGGUGGAGUCAUAAAAAUGAACGGCUCCAGAAAUGAAAAUAUCAGAGCGAGUAUUCAGUCCAUUGUGUGAAAUAAAGUAUUCAACUGUUUAUAGAGUACGUCUGGGGUAAGGCAGAAUAAUUAAACGUUCAAGAAGAAAAUAAUGUGAAAGAAUUAUAGUAUAACAACGUGCCCAGGUCAAAGGAGUUUUUAGAGAAAGACGAAAAAAUAAAUUACUGACUUUUCUAAAAUCUCCAGCAUUAAUGGUCAAGGUAGAAGAUUUUUCAUGGAAUAGCUGUUGUGUUUUGUUUUUGCUGUUUGCGUGAACAUUUUAUUUUUCCAAGCUUUGGUCUCUCUUUAAGACGUUCUGAAGGAGGAAACUGGUCUGGCUUGCUUUCUUAAACAAGAUCCAUCUCUAAUGUAAGAGGAUUCUUCAGUUGCAUCUGCCUGUUGGUAUCUAGCCCUCAGUGACUAGAUACCAGAACCACCCUGAAAAAGGAGGGCAAAUAAAGCAGAGAUUAAAUCCAGUUUCAGUCACAAUGGCAGACGUUGCACAGACGAAUCCGAGUGGAGCUGAAGCAGCACAAGCAGCUACUGAGGACCAGCAGAAUGUUGUUUCUCGAGUGAGCAACCUGCCACUGGUCAGUUCAACUUGUGAGGCGGUGUCCAAUGCCUACAGCAGCACCAAGGAAAACGUGCCCUUGCUGAAGGGAGUGAUGGAUGUCGCUGAGAGUGGCGCCCGGACCCUGGGAGCAGCCGCUUCCACCGGGUCCAAACCCCUGUUGGACAUGUUGGAACCGCAGAUUGCUACAAUAAAUGAGUAUACCUUAAAGAAAUUGAACGAGAUGGAAGAGAAUCUUCCAGUUCUACAACAACCAGCCGAGCAGGUUUUGUCAAACACGGUUGACAUGGUAUACCAGUCGGUGGCCAGCGCCAAAGAUGCUGUGAUGGGGGCAGUGAUGGGUGGUAUUGGACUGACCCAGGCAGCAGUCAGCAGUGGUAUCAGCACAGUCAUGGGCACCAGGAUGGGCCAGAUGGUCAGCAGUGGGAUGGACAUGGCCCUCAGCCGAACCGAGGACUGGGUCAACCAGAAACUACCAGUAACAGAGAGCGAGCUGGCUGCUCUGGCUGAACCUGCCACCAGUGACGUGGACACACCAUCACAGAGCCCCAGCUACUUCGUCCGGCUGGGUAAACUCUCCGCUAAAGUCCGGGAGCAAGCCUUGCAUCAUUCCCUCGUCCGUGCAAAGAACGCCAGGGACGCCACCUACGCUGCGGUGGCUCAGAUUACUAGCACUCUAGACCUGCUGGAAAGUGCCCGCACCAGCCUGUCCAGAGAGGCCAGUAAUCAGUUAGGCGGAGUGUCGGAGCAGCUUCUCCAGCGAUGGACAGAAUGGAAGCAGAAGCAGGCGGCAGUUGGACACACUGAGCCAGAGCCCGAUGAGACCAAAGAUGAAACUGAGCAGCUGGAACGGCGGGCACUUUCCAUGGUACGUGGUCUGAGCGAUCAACUGAGGUCAUCGUGUUCCGGUGUGGUUUCAAGUGCUCAAGGUCUUCCAGCAACAGUCCAGGACCAGCUGACCAGCGCGAAACGGUCAGCGGAGGAACUACACUCCUCUCUGGGGACCACCAGCAAUCUCACACCCCUCCUCCUGCAGCAGAGUCGUCAUCAACUAACCCAGAUUCAGCAGUCUCUUGAUGGCGUGGUCGAGUAUCUGCUAAACAAUACGCCGCUGAACUGGCUGGUAGGACCCUUCUUCCCUCAAAUCAAAGAGAAGACAGAAGAAUCGGUGAUGCUGGAGCAUGAUGGAGCAAAGUAGACUUUUUAUACCCUGAGUGAAUAAUCACUGCAGUGAUAGAAGACUAUGGUUUAAUAUAUCAUCCAAUGAACUACAUGUUUUGUUGUUAAAUUACAGCUGAUGGCACUGCAAACAAUUUCUGUUUUUUUUUUCUCUUUUUGAAUGUAAAGGAAAACGUGUUUCAUGUCAAAUCAAAUAUGAAUUAGCAUUUAGCAUGAUUUUAACAAUUUAAAGAAAGUCAUUUCCAGGUUCUUUUUUAAUUUAUCACAUUUCCUCCUUCCAUCUCGAGUUAUGUGAUCAGAUUAUCAGUUAGUUUUAAUUGCAUUCAAUUUGAAUCUGCUAACCGUCCAGUGUUGACUGUCCAUCUUAAAUGUUCAUGAAAAUAGUCAAUAACCGUUUUAUCAAUAAAUGUACAUCAAGUGUUA
Messenger RNA from Cynoglossus semilaevis (tongue sole), 2648 nucleotides. It is a transcript of the gene plin3, whose product is annotated as perilipin 3. Gene Ontology annotation, biological process: positive regulation of triglyceride storage; lipid storage. Bases 964 to 2244 code for a protein of 426 amino acids. The transcript is spliced from 8 exons. Lineage: Eukaryota; Metazoa; Chordata; Actinopteri; Pleuronectiformes; Cynoglossidae. Gene Ontology annotation, cellular component: cytosol; lipid droplet. The record is from RefSeq and is a predicted model, not a curated record.